Molecule: messenger RNA, 2784 nt
Organism: Sycon ciliatum
Lineage: Eukaryota; Metazoa; Porifera; Calcarea; Leucosolenida; Sycettidae
Product: long-chain-fatty-acid--CoA ligase ACSBG2-like
Exons: 19
Coding region: 244-2214 (656 amino acids)
Cellular component (GO): membrane; endoplasmic reticulum
Molecular function (GO): long-chain fatty acid-CoA ligase activity
Source: RefSeq, a predicted model, not a curated record
UGAUUGUCUCGACUCUCGAUACAGUCUGCUGUCAAAGGUCAUGUGCAUUUGUACGCGGAAGUACGACAUUUUGGCACGCGCGUUUGAAUUUUGAGUUCGAGCUGAUCAAGCUGCAAGGCCUGGAACCAGUUUGUUGACUGUUGAAGCCUGUGCCAGCAAGAAUCGCUGUAGUAUUCCCAGGCGUCACCUUGAAAGAAAUCCGCUGUCCAUAACCAGUCCAAGCUUCGCUGGGCCAUCGCGAUCAUGAAAACCGAUCACAGCUGUACAGAAAUUGAUGGCUGUGUGCCUAUCAAGGUCGGCGAGAAAGGUAUAGAAGCAGCUGAACCGAUCACAAUACAUCAGGUCUUCAAGAACACCGUAUCUCUGCAUGGUGAUCAGCCGGCGCUGGUGGAGUACAAGGGCGACGAGAAGCACGUGAUCACGUACCAGCAGUACUAUGACCAGUGUCGUUGCGCCGCCAAGUCGCUCAUGCACUUUGGCGUCAAGCAGGGCGUUGCCGUCAGCAUCAUCGGCUUCAACUCAUCCGAAUGGUUCAUCUCCGACCUCGCCAGUAUCCUGACCGGCGGAGUUGCCUCCGGAAUCUACAGCACAAACAGCCCACAGGCAUGUCAGUUCAUUAUCGAGGACAGUUCAACUGGGGUGGUGAUUGUGGAGAACGCCCACCAGCUGGGCAAGAUCUUGCAGAUCCUGGACUCCUGCCCGAAGGUCAAGGCUAUUGUCCAGUACAAGGGAGAAGUGAAGGAGGAGCAGAAGAGAGAUAACGUCUUCACAUGGACCGACUUCCUUGAGCAGGGCAAGGAUGUGACAGAUGCAGAUCUAGAUGAGCGAAUUGAGGCGCAGAAACCAGAGAAUGUCUGCACCCUCAUCUACACGUCGGGCACAACCGGUAACCCAAAGGCUGUCAUGGUAACACAUGACAACAUCACCUGGACUGGACGUGCACUGGCGGCAACAGCCGAUGUCUCCCAUACUGACAGGAUUAUCACCUACCUGCCACUCAGUCACGUCGCCGCACAAGUUAACGAUAUUCACUCGCCGCUGUCAGUCGGAGCCUCGGUGCACUUUGCCCAGCCAGAUGCACUCAAGGGCUCGUUGCGCAAGACUCUGCAUGCUGUGCAUCCAACGCUCUUCCUCGGCGUACCACGCGUAUGGGAGAAGAUCGAGGUUGGCCUGCGCUCGCAGAUGGAUGCGACUGGCGGUGUGAAGGGUGCUAUUGGCCGCUGGGCACGUGGAAUUGGUCUGGAGGGCGGCUAUUCCAAGCAGAAGGGUGGCGAGACUCCGUUCGGCUGGUGGUUUGCCAACAAGAUGGUCUUUGAGACUAUCAAGCAGAAGAUGGGACUGGACGAGUGCCGUGGUAUGUACACAGCCGCAGCACCCAUCAGCAAGUCAACGCUGGAGUUCUUCCUCUCCGUUGGUAUUCCCAUCUUCGAGGUGUACGGCAUGAGCGAGUGCACCGGGCCGCAGACCAUAUCUCGUGAAGGCAUGCAUCGCCUUGGGUCUUGCGGAGCCAAGAUGAACGGAACAGAGAUGAAGAUCCUGAGCCCAGACGAGGAUGGCAAUGGUGAGAUUUGCUACCGCGGCCGCCACAUCUUCCUCGGCUAUUUGAACAACGAGGAGAAGACUAGAGAGGCCGUUGACGAAGAGGGUUGGCUGCACUCCGGGGACAUUGGCAAGGUCGAUGAAGAUGGUUUUCUGCACAUCACAGGUCGCUUGAAGGAGCUGCUGAUCACUGCUGGCGGUGAGAACGUUGCACCGGUGCCAAUCGAGAAUAAAAUGAAGGAGGUGAUGCCGCUGCUGUCGAACGUGAUGGUGAUUGGUGACAAGCAGCGUUUCCUGUCCAUGCUGGUCACGCUCAAAGUCAAGUUGAAUGAAGAAGGUAAUCCAACCAGUGACCUAGCUGAUGACGUCAAGCCAGUUCUGCAGUCCAUUGGAAGUGCUGCAACAACAGUGGAGGAAGCACAGAAAUGUGACAAGAUCCGCCAAUACCUGGAGGAUGGGCGUGUCGAGGCCAACAAGUUUGCCGUGUCCAAUGCACAGAAGAUUCAGAAAUUCGUCAUCCUCCCUGUUGACUUCUCUGUCAAUGGCGGCGAGAUUACGGAGACCCUCAAGCUGAAGCGUAACAUUGUUGCAAAGCGCUACGAUGACAUCAUCUGUCAGAUCUAUGCAGAAGCAGCCCCACCAGCUGGUGCAGCGGCAGCAGCAGCAUCCAACUAAACAAACCACGUCACAAAGUGCUCUCUGUGUGUCCCCGAAGAGAGUCAUCGGCUGGAGACAACUUCGGCGAGAGCUACUUGCGAUGGCCCCAUCUCUGUUAGUCGUCUGUUGUUAGUUUUCGCUUUAGUUCUAGUUUUUUUAUCAGUGCUUGCUAUCUAUCCCUAGUCUUUUGUCUGGCUGCAUGUGUGCACAGACCAUAUUCAGAUCCCAUUUCAUUUCUUGGCUGCUGGGUACAACCAUUGAACAUUCUGUCCCUUUUUUUAUCAGUGCUUGCUAUCUAUCCCUAGUCUUUUGUCUGGCUGCAUGUGUGCACAGACCAUAUUUAGAUCCCAUUUCAUUUAUUCAACAUUCUUUCAUACCCACUACACACACACACACACAAACACGCAAAACUGGAUACCACGUCGUCUAGAUCUCUUCUAGACAUGUAAUGUAAUGUAAUGUUCACAUACUACUCAGAUAUUUGACACAAUGAGAUUAAUAAGCAGUAUGUGAAAGUUAGGCGAAACAGGUUUUUUAAGUACAUGAAUUUUUUUUGUUGAUAUUUCAUGAAUUUCCCAUUGUUGCAGC